GGAAAUAUUCAAAUGUUUUUGAUUUCUGUGCUGGGAGGUGUCGUCAUAAUUCUGAGAGUGUGGUCCACGAAAAUGCUUACCUUAGUGAUUUCCAUCACUGUUUUUUCUCUGCCAUCAAAUUCGUCAGGUGCAAAUUAUACAUUUUUAGAAGCCAGACUGAAUGGCAUUAAUGUUCUUGUUGGAAGGCGAGGUCAAUCAUGCGAUUCAGUUUGCAAGUCAAAGGGACAAUCAUGUGUUCCAAAUAAGCUUUUGGUACUUAAUCAGUGUGACAUUAUGCAGAAAUAUAUGAGCUGCAAGGGAACUUGCCUGGCAAGUAUUGGUCCAGACCAACCUGCUGAAGUUGUUGAUGAUGCUCCUGAAGAUUUGUAUAUGACACUCAAUGGAGCAUUAAUAUCGCUUAUUACUUUUAGAAUCCUGGAGCAUGCUUGUUUACUCAAACACAAUCAAUGCUUUCUUGUUAUGGUUCACAUCAGCAUACCAGGAGACUGUGCCCUUGUGCAUAGUGCAGUAUCUGGAAGGGGAAGAUAA
This is a messenger RNA of Prunus armeniaca (apricot), 528 nucleotides long. The record is from the annotation of a GenBank genome assembly. Lineage: Eukaryota; Viridiplantae; Streptophyta; Magnoliopsida; Rosales; Rosaceae.